CGGGGAAAUGAUCAGAUGAGGCCAAAAGAGCGGAAUGGAAGUGGGCGUGGCCUCGUAUACCUCUGGACGGCCCAUGGGUGGCUCCCCGGACCGAGGGCGCGGCGGCCCCCCAGGAGCAACCUCCACGUGGAGUUCGCUCAGAUCGGGGAGGUGAAGGAGCGCAAGGAAAAAUACCUGACGGCGAAGUACGGCGCCCACCAGAUGUCCCUCAUCCGUAAGAGACUUAACGUGGAGAUGUGGAUGUUUGACCAGCUGCAGUCUCUCUACCCCGCGCCGCAGGAAGGCAAGUACGAGGAGAAGGAGCUGGACCUGGAUGAGCUCCUGGACGUGGACGGGGAGCUCAAGAAGAGGAAGUACCUGUGGGACUCCUUGGCUGAUUGUAAACAGUCCAAGGAUAAAGUGGAGAAAUUCAUCAAUGAGUUAUUGGAGCGAGCAACAACCCUGUAAGGACAUAGAUAUCUAAGUUGUGUGUGUCCUGUGUGUGUGUGGCUCCACCAAGAUACUGCUGGGUUGGAUUGACGGGCACUGGACUCCGGCAGCUGAGUCUCCAGGGUCACAAGUCUGUGCUGAGAGGACAAUCAGAGAAAAGAAUGAUGGAGCUGAGCCCAAGCUAGAAAAAGGAUGGAACAGAGAGGGCAUAGGAGCAGCUGCCAGAUACGCAGUGUCUUGUGCCACUGUGAUGCUGCUCUGAGAUUCGCCGAGGAAGACCCGGCUCCCACGCCACAGUGUUGGAGUUAUUGUGAAGUGUAAGAAUUUCAGUUCAACAGCUGGAAGAUGCUUUUUUAGUGCUUGUCGUAUGAUGAAGGUAUUUUGUAUCUUGGGUGCAACUGUGUGUUUGCUCAUUCAGUGGCAGUCAUUUGUUCCAGCGCCAGGCAUUGAUCACACGGAGCCGUCAGUGAAUGGAUUUUUAAGUGUAAUACUUUUCUAUUUUUCCAUUAACUUGUAACAAUCAGUUGAUUAAAUUUUUGGCCUGUCCAUGUAUGUAUUAUCAUCAAAAUGUUAGUGUAGAGAAGAUGGUGUAGGUUGGUAAAUAUGGAUUAUAUAGAUUAUAUAGCUAGAAUAUGUAGCUAGUCUCUGGCAUUAACUGAGAAUGUUGGUUUUACUAAUCUCUGUUAUAACAAAAGCUAACAUUCACUUCCAUAUAAUUUGAACAUUUAUGAAUCCAUUAUAAAAUCACUCAAGCCAAAAGAGUGCUCUAACAGCACUUACUAUUUAUAUUGUUUGCAGGUAUGUGUGACUAAUUAUGGACAGCAUUUUCUUUUAUUUAAACUACUUUUGAUAAAAUUUGUACAAAUGAAUAAUUUAAAUCAUGUAUUUGAGACAAAAAUGAUAAUGGUUCAAAUAUGCAUCAAGCAUCCAACAGCCUGGCUGGCCUCCCUGUUGACCACUAGUACAAGAACAGAUUGUGUUAUGUUUCACUUUAGUUUAGUCAGUAAUUGUCUUCCUUAGUUACUAGGCUGGUGUAAUUUAAAUUAGUUAUGCAGUUUUUUUUUUUUUUUUUCCACUCUGGUGUUGUUAUUUAAAGGCCUAAAGAGUUUUGAGUUUGAACUUCUUGGAUAGCACGUGAAAACCCCUCACUGUAUGCUUUUGAAAUAUAAGAAAAUAAUACUGUAUCUAAAUCAUAUCAGUAUCAACUCUAGACACUUUUUGUUUCCAUGAUGGUAGCAUUCUGCACCAUAGAAAUUACUCUCUAGGCUAGUUUUGUCCUGAGUUGCGACUAGUUGAAGUGUAGUGCCCUCCCAGGCCAGGCCAUGGCCGCUGUGGGUCCUGGCCACCCAUGCAGCGACUAGCCCAGUAGGAGGCUUUGAGUAUCAGCAGUUUAGGUAAAUACUAUAGCUAGCAAAUACCUCCAUUAAUUGUCUUUUUCAUGUUCAUGACUCAAAGAAUGACAGCAAGUAGACAGUUCCAAUGAAUGAUCAAAAAUUUUGAAAGUGUUGCAGAUUAAAGAUUGGAAGUGAAGUCAUAUCAAAAUAUAUUUUGAGACCUGAGAUGUCAAUGUAGUCACUCUUGUGCUCCUGUUUUAUACAUGACUGAAAAAGCAGCUUUAUUGACAUUACAUGUAAGUCUCAGAAUGGAUCAUGUUACAUAGAAACUUGUCUCUCAUCUGGGCCACAGUAUCCCAGCCAGGAAUACUGGAACCAUUGUGGGUAGACUUUACAUGCUCUCCUGCCACCGAUGGCACUCAGGCAUCUUUGUCAUGCAGCCCCAAGGUCAAGAUGCUGGACUGUGGACCAGAACAGCAGCCAAGUUAUGCCUCAGGGUCAGUCUGCUGAAAUGUAUGUAAGAUUUACAGUAGUAUUUUCCAAUAAAUUAUAAGGUGGAUGACCUUGUGAAUGCACCUUGCUGCCACCAUGCAGAUCACAGUCCAGUGUGUGAGCGAGGGGGGAGCAAGACGAAGGUUUAUCCAUGAAACAUUGGGAGUGAAAACCAACAAUCUGGGGCUCACUCAACUUUGUCUCAUGAAGAAGAGUAUUCAUUGUCUUUCUGUAAGGAGUAUAUAAGUAUAUAAAUGUAUAUCAGGAUAGAUGUGAAGUAAUACUUUUCUUAUGUUGUUAUGUGAAAAGUUUACCAAUGUAACUGUUAGUUUAAGGAUCUCAUUCUUAAGUUUGCUUCAAGUGACUUCACCAAUUUUGCAUAUUUGCCCACAGUUUCCAAUUGGGUGUCAAAUGGUUAUGUUUUACCGUAAGAUAUGCUCAUUACUACUGAUCUUUGUUUUGUUUUAAUGUGGGUAAAUUAUUUUAAUGAAUAUUUUUUGUUGUUGUGGAAUAUAGUGACAAUAAUUGUCUAUGUAUGUGACAAUAGAGAUAUGUGAAGCUGACUUCUGUGAGACCAAAUUUUUACCUUACUGGUUUAAGAGCACAAAUUUCUUACCCCCUCCCCAGCAAUGUGAGUGAUGACAGGGUGGUGUGCUGAGCAGUGUUAGUGGUGUCCGGCCCAAGGUUUGAGAGACAAUAAAUCUAAAUAAACA
Scylla paramamosain (green mud crab) is the source of this 2968-nucleotide messenger RNA. RefSeq names its product protein phosphatase 1 regulatory subunit 14C-like. The transcript is spliced from 4 exons. Gene Ontology annotation, molecular function: protein serine/threonine phosphatase inhibitor activity. The coding region runs from base 16 to 447 and encodes 143 amino acids. The record is from RefSeq and is a predicted model, not a curated record. NCBI's taxonomy places the organism in Eukaryota, Metazoa, Arthropoda, Malacostraca, Decapoda, Portunidae. Gene Ontology annotation, cellular component: cytoplasm. Gene Ontology annotation, biological process: regulation of phosphorylation.